CAAGAUCUCUGCUGUUUUGUCGCGUUGCUGGCCUAAUACAAACUGCUAGAAAUUUACUCUUAGUCUGUAGAAAAAUACAUUUUAAAUCAGGUCAAUAAAUACAUGUAAUAUUCCCAUCCUCAUAUACGUGACUAAGUUCUGAAUCAAGCAGGAAUAUCUGGAGGAAUAUCAACUGAACUGAGAUCUGCUGCUGUGAAGAUGGUGUUUGUUAAAGAGGAGAGUGAGGAGGACAUGAGUGAACCAGAACCCUGGAGAAUAAAACACGAGGAACAAGGAGGCCUGGUGAAAGUGAAGGAGGAAAGACCUGAAGAUCUGAAUGAAGUGGAGGAGAAACAUCAUCAGAAAGCUCAUGAUGUCACCGCUGGAGAGAAGCUGUUGAGUUGCUCCAAAACUGAAAACAGUUGCUCACAAAGCAGCAUCCAAAUAACAGAAGUGAAAAAGCCUUUCAUCUGUUCUCAGUGUGGAAACACUUUCUCAUGUAAACGAUACCUUAUAAAGCACAUGAGAAUUCAUGCUGGAAUAAAGCUUAUCACCUGUUCUCAGUGUGGAAAGACUUUCAAACAUAAAGAAAAUCUGAAGAAGCACAUGCUAAUUCAUGAUGGAAUAAAGCCUUUCACCUGUUCUCAGUGUGGAAAGAGUUUCACACAGAAUUCACACCUUAAGGAUCAUUUGUUAAUUCACACUUCAGAAAAGCCUUUCACUUGCCCUCAGUGUGGAAAGACUUUUAUACAUAAAAGAAGCCAGAAGAAGCACAUGUUAAUUCAUGCUGGAAUAAAGCCUUUCUCCUGUUCUCAGUGUGCAAUGAGUUUUACACAGAAAACACACCUUAUUUGUCAUUUGGCGACUCACACUUCAGAAAAGCCUUUCGCAUGCCCUCAGUGUGGAAAAACUUUUAAACGUAAAGCAACCCUGAAGAAUCACACGUUAAGUCAUGCUGGAAUCAAGCCUUUCAGCUGCUCUCAGUGUGGAUGCAGUUUCAGAUAUAAAAGAAGCCUGGAGAAGCACAUGUUAGUUCAUAAUGAAAUAAAGCCUUUCUCCUGCUCUCAGUGUGAAAGCUCUUUCAUAUGUGAAGGACGUUUGAAGAAGCACAUGAUAAUUCAUGCUGGAAUAAAGCCUUUCACCUGCUCUCGGUGUGGAAAGUGUUUCAAACAGAAAUCACACCUUAAUGAGCAUUUGUUAAUUCACUCUUCAGAAAAGCCGUUCACCUGUUCUCAGUGUGGAAAGACUUUUACACGUAAAAGAUACUUAAAGAAUCACAUGUUAAAUCAUGCUGGAAUCAAGCCUUUCACCUGCUCUGAGUGUGGAAACUCUUUCGUAUGUAAAGGAAGCCUGGAGAAGCACAUGCUAAUUCAUGAUGGAAUAAAGCCUUUCAGCUGUUCUCAGUGUGGAAAGAGUUUCACAUAUAAAUCACAUCUUAAUGGUCAUUUGGUGACUCACACUUCAGAAAAGCCUUUCACUUGUCCUCAGUGUGGAAAGACUUUUACACGUAAAGGAUAUUUUAAGAAUCACAUGUUAAUUCAUGCUGGAAUCAAGCCUUUCACCUGUUCUCAGUGUGGAAACUCUUUCGUAUCUAAAGGAAGCCUGGAGAAGCACAUGCUAAUUCAUAAUGAAAUAAAGCCUUUCACCUGCUCUCAGUGUGGAAAGAGUUUCAAACAGAAUUCACACCUUAAUGCUCAUUUGGUAACUCACACUUCAGAAAAGCCUUUCACUUGCCCUCAGUGUGGAAAGACUUUUACACGUAAAGGAUACUUAAAGAAUCACAUGUUAAGACAUGCUGGAAUCAAGCCUUUCACCUGCUCUCAGUGUGGAAACUCUUUCGUGUCUAAAGGAAGCCUGGAGAAGCACAUGCUAGUUCAUAAUGAAAUGAAGCCUUUCUCCUGCUCUCAGUGUGGAAGGAGUUUCAAACAGAAAGGACACCUUAAUUAUCAUGUGCUUAUUCACACUUCAGAAAAGCCGUUCACCUGCUCUCAGUGUGGAAAGACUUUUAUACGUAAAGAAAGCCUGAAGAAUCACAUGUUAAAUCAUUCUGGAAUAAAGCCUUUCACCUGCUCUCAGUGUGGAAAGAGUUUCAUCUGUAAAAAAACAUUAAAUAUUCAUGUGAGAAUACACACUUAAGAGAUGCCUUAAGCCCCGUUCACACUACACGCGACUUUGUCGCUGCAGGUCGCCUGUGGCUGCGCUGGAGGGCGUUCCCCACUACCGGUUGCCUAGUAAUGUUUGUGAGUGACAUUCACGGAAGUUACUCUAUGUUAGACAAAAAAUACGUUUUAUUGCCGCUACAAACAAAUAUUUUGUAAGGAAAAGUCUAACGCCGCCUUCACACUGGCAGUUGAAAUCAGCUCCGUAAUACGCAAUACGUUCCCAACGGAUGUCGUACUACACAGUGAAAAGCAUCGGACGUUAGAAUAAAAAUGGCGGAGAGAUUAGAAAGGUUGAUUCUGUCAGUUCUGUAUAAUCUCUCUGAUGAGGUUUAUAGAUGUAUUAAUAUAUAGGCUGCUGAGGAAAGUUGCUCAGGACGUUGACAUGUCAGGUCGACUAAAAAAUGUGAUAUAUGGUGGUCAACAGUUCAAUGUCUGCCUACAAUUUAAUUGUAUUAACUGCCCUAAUAACGUUAGAAAGUCAUGAAAAUAAA
Messenger RNA from Pimephales promelas (fathead minnow), 2632 nucleotides. The record is from RefSeq and is a predicted model, not a curated record. NCBI's taxonomy places the organism in Eukaryota, Metazoa, Chordata, Actinopteri, Cypriniformes, Leuciscidae.